Penicillium verrucosum is the source of this 1584-nucleotide messenger RNA. RefSeq lists its product as uncharacterized. Lineage: Eukaryota; Fungi; Ascomycota; Eurotiomycetes; Eurotiales; Aspergillaceae. The coding region runs from base 1 to 1584 and encodes 527 amino acids. The transcript has 4 exons. The record is from RefSeq and is a predicted model, not a curated record.
AUGAAGGUUUCCGGUAGCAUGGAACCUACAUUCCGGAGACGCCAUGGAAGGGACAACGUCCGGGUAUUCAAGCCCCUCCUUCGCGCCUACGCCCUGGGGUACCUGUCUUCCGUGACCCCGAAAUUGGUGUCGUAUGUACGCCGAUUGCGCAAUAAGGACUGGACUGCGCAACAGAAACUUCAAGAGUUAGUUAAAGUGUUGACUGGCCCUUCGCGUCUAAACAGUUUCCCAACAGCGUGUGCUUCCCUGGUCGGUGGUUCAACCCUACUACCAAUAGGAUUCUAUCGUCUGUGUGCAUUGGUCACAGCAGGGCUCUCCAAACAUGAAAUUCAGAUUUCACAGAGGCUCGACCGCUUAAUUAGAUUCGUCAUCACUUUUCUAUCUGGGUGGUUCAGUUUUCAACUGCUGAACAGCAACCGCAUCUGUCUACCAACAGAAGAUGCCAGACCUAUCCGGAACUCCACAGAUCAGGGGAAGGACUCUGAUCAGGUCAUGGCCAAUCCGCUGAAGCAUCACCGCCCAGAAUUAGCAGGGAGGACAAUGGACCUCACCAUCUACAUGGUCACAAGAGCUGUAGAUGCGGUCGCGUGUGCUGCAUGGGGUCGCUGGUCCCGUCGCCGCCGGGCACAGAAUCGCUGGACGACUAUUGAAUCCCUGGCCCCUGGCUUCGCCGACGCAACUGUCUUUGCCAUGAGUGCCGCUGUAGUCAUGUGGGCGUGGUUUUAUCUUCCUGAAAGACUGCCCAGAACCUACGAGAAGUGGAUCGGGGAAGCUGCUCAGGUCGAUUCGCGUUUAAUUGAAGCCUUGCGUCGUGUUCGACGGGGAGUAUUUGUUUAUGGAAAGGAUACAGGCCAAGCACCUCUUCUCCAGUCGAUGUGCAAAGACUACAACUGGCCAGAGGUUUGGGGGACCCAGCAAAAUUGUGAGAAACACGCAUUGUCUCGAUUUGCCAAAACCUUCAAAUUUGCCUGUGCAACCUACAUACCCCUACAAAUUGUCUUCCGUCUGCGCAGGAUGAAAUCUGCAACUGCCCUCCGUCGGGCCCUUUCUGAUGCAGCACAAUCAUCUGCCUUCCUCGCAUCUUUUGUGAGUUUAUUUUAUUACGGCGUCUGUCUCGCUCGGACACGACUUGGCCCCAAGAUCUUCGAUGCGAAGACUGUCACUCCGAUGAUGUGGGACUCUGGGCUUUGUGUCGGUGCGGGAUGUCUCAUGUGUGGUUGGAGUAUAUUGGUUGAAAAGACGCGGAAGAGACAGGAGCUAGCACUAUUUGUGGCACCCCGGGCUGCCGCCACGGUUUUGCCACGGUUGUAUGAUAAAAAGGUACGUAUCGGACCCUCGCAUCUCCUGUCCACAACAGGGUUACACCCACAUCCCCUCCACUCCCUUCUCAAUGUCUCCAAAUUAGCCUGCCGCAGGCUCCAAAACAAUCACGAGGUACUGACGUGUGUUGGUGUUUCCCAGUAUCAAUAUCGAGAGCGUGUUGCAUUUGCUGUUAGCGCUGCUAUUCUUAUUACUUUCCUCCGCGAGCGACCUAGCAUGAUACGAGGUGUUUUUGGUCGCAUCACAUCGAGUGUGUUGAAUUAG